Messenger RNA from Lathyrus oleraceus (garden pea), 669 nucleotides. RefSeq lists its product as uncharacterized. The transcript has a single exon. The record is from RefSeq and is a predicted model, not a curated record. The coding region runs from base 1 to 669 and encodes 222 amino acids. Lineage: Eukaryota; Viridiplantae; Streptophyta; Magnoliopsida; Fabales; Fabaceae.
AUGGAACUUUUCAUUAAGCGGCAAGGAAAACAUUCUCUUCUAGUUAAAAUUUAUGUUGAUGAAAUCAUAUUUGGUUCUACUAACACACAACUCGUCAAAGAGGUUUCUAAGCUUAUGCAUGGAGAAUUUGAGAAGAGUCUAAUGGGGGAGUUGAGUUACUUUCAAGGACUUCAAAUUAAGCAGCUCAAAGAAGGAACAUUUGUGUGUCAAACUAAGUACUGCCAAGAGUUGCUUAAACGCUUUGAAAUGGAAGAUGCAAUGUCAAUUGACAUGCCAAUGCUUACAAAUGGAAACUUGGAAAGAGAUGAAAAUGGUAAGGAUGUUUACGUCAAAAGAUAUAGAGGUAUGAUUGGACCACUCUUAUAUCUUACUACGUCUAGGCGUGACAUUAAGUUUAGUGUAUGUAUGUGUGCUCGAUAUCAAUCCACUUCUAAGGAAUCACAUUUCAAAGCUGUAAAGCGCAUCCUUAGAUACCUUAAUGGAACUUUUAAGUACGGGCUUUGGUUUUCCAAUGGUAGCGAUUGUAGUUUGGUUGGUUACUCUGAUUCCGGUUUUUCCGAUUGCAAAUCAGAUAUGAAGAAUACUAGUGGAACUUGCCAUAUCUUUUCAAAGUCCUUAGUUAGUUGGAAUAGCAAGAAGAAAUCCUUCAUUGCUUUGUCAACUGAAUAA